AAUGAAAACAAAAACAGAAAAAGAAUGAAGAGAGAGUAGUUUGCUUUUUGCUUUCUCGAUCCCUCUCUCUCAAAAUCGCUGCUCUGCUCUCAAUCCCUCUCUCACCCGCCGGCCGCCGCUCUCAAUCCCUCUCUCACUGCUCUCUAUCUCUCUCCCUCGCCUCGCAGUUCAAUUUCCGCCGCAGCCGCACGCACACUGCUCACCAGUCACCGCGCCACACAGCUCUCACUCUUUCUCCUCGUCUCGUCACAAAGUUUUGAGUGGUAGAUAAAAUGGAAGAAGAUGAUUAUGAGGAGUAUGUGCCUGUGGCCAAGCGUCGUGCAAUGGAAGCUCAGAAAAUUCUCCAACGAAAAGGGAAGGCCUCUGCUGCAAUCGACGAUGAGUCUGAAAAACUAAAAGUGGUUGAAACUAAGCCAAGUCUUCUUGUUAAGGCGUCACAGUUAAAAAAAGAUCAACCUGAGAUCAGUGUCACAGAACAGAUUGUUCAACAAGAGAAGGAGAUGAUUGAGAAUUUACCAGAUAAUAAAACCCUAAAGUCGGUUCGUGAAUUAGCUAAGGGGAUCACUUAUACAGAACCUUUGCCUACAGGGUGGAAACCUCCUUUGCAUAUAAGAAGGAUGUCGAAGAAAGGUUGCGAAUUGAUUCAAAAACAGUGGCAUAUAAUAGUUGAUGGUGAAGAAAUUCCACCCCCGAUUAAGAAUUUUAAGGAUAUGAGGUUUCCAGAUCCUAUUCUGAAGAUGUUGAAAACCAAAGGUAUUGUGCAGCCAACACCCAUUCAGGUGCAAGGUCUUCCUGUUAUCUUAUCUGGGAGGGAUAUGAUUGGAAUUGCUUUCACGGGUUCUGGUAAAACUUUGGUUUUUGUGCUUCCGAUGAUCAUGAUGGCAAUGCAGGAGGAAAUUAUGAUGCCUAUAGUUCCCGGGGAAGGUCCGUUUGGUCUGAUUAUUUGUCCAUCAAGGGAACUUGCUAGGCAAACUUAUGAAGUCAUUGAACAAUUCUUGUUACCUUUGAAGGAAGCUGGAUAUCCGGAGCUCAGGCCUUUGCUUUGUAUCGGUGGAAUUGAUAUGAGAUCACAACUUGAGAUUGUGAAGAAGGGGGUGCAUAUUGUUGUUGCCACUCCUGGGAGGUUGAAGGAUAUGUUGGCCAAGAAGAAAAUGAAUCUUGAUAAUUGCAGGUAUUUAACAUUAGAUGAGGCUGAUCGGUUGGUAGAUUUGGGAUUCGAAGAUGAUAUAAGAGAAGUUUUUGAUCACUUCAAAGCUCAAAGGCAGACUCUCUUAUUUUCUGCUACUAUGCCAACAAAAAUUCAGAACUUUGCUAGAAGUGCUUUGGUAAAACCGAUUAUUGUCAAUGUGGGACGUGCAGGAGCUGCAAAUCUUGAUGUAAUUCAGGAGGUAGAGUAUGUCAAGCAAGAGGCGAAAAUAGUUUACCUCCUUGAGUGCCUACAGAAAACCCCGCCUCCUGUUCUGAUAUUUUGUGAGAAUAAGGCUGAUGUGGAUGACAUUCAUGAGUAUCUUCUCUUGAAAGGAGUAGAAGCCGUGGCUAUACAUGGAGGCAAGGAUCAGGAAGAGAGAGAGUAUGCCAUUUCAUCUUUUAAGGCUGGAAAGAAAGAUGUGUUGGUUGCAACUGAUGUUGCAUCCAAAGGUUUAGAUUUUCCUGAUAUUCAGCAUGUGAUCAACUAUGACAUGCCGGCUGAAAUAGAAAAUUAUGUUCAUAGGAUUGGACGUACUGGAAGAUGUGGCAAGACUGGUAUAGCGACAACAUUUAUAAACAAGAACCAAAGUGAGACAACAUUGCUUGAUUUGAAACAUCUUUUGCAAGAAGCAAAGCAAAGGAUCCCCCCAGUUUUGGCUGAGCUUAAUGAUCCAAUGGAAGAUAAUAAUGACAUCACAGACAUAAGUGGUGUCAAGGGAUGUGCAUAUUGUGGAGGGCUCGGUCAUCGUAUUGGUGAUUGUCCCAAAUUAGAACACCAGAAGAGUAUGGCAAUUGCAAAUAAUAGAAAGGAUUAUUUUGGAUCCGGAGGUUACAGAGGGGAAAUUUGAAAGGUGUUGAUCCCUUGUUUACUGAUUUUUCUUUCAAUGCUACUGGCUUAUAUCUGCAAAUUUAAAGUGUAUUCUAUGAAAUCUUAUGACCAUCCAUCCUGACAUCUGUACUGCUAUUUAUGAUAUGUAUCAGAUUUUCUUUGAACACUACUGUGGUAUGUACAAUAUAUUUGCAACCUAUCUAUACCAUGAAGUUUAAUGAAUUUCAUUAUCUGUACCAGUGCGUUUGGUAACAAUAUGAUUGAAUUGGCACGUGUUAUA
This is a messenger RNA of Trifolium pratense (red clover), 2297 nucleotides long. Its product is annotated as DEAD-box ATP-dependent RNA helicase 35-like. Gene Ontology annotation, cellular component: spliceosomal complex. Lineage: Eukaryota; Viridiplantae; Streptophyta; Magnoliopsida; Fabales; Fabaceae. The record is from RefSeq and is a predicted model, not a curated record. The coding region runs from base 273 to 2036 and encodes 587 amino acids. Gene Ontology annotation, biological process: mRNA splicing, via spliceosome. The transcript has 2 exons. Gene Ontology annotation, molecular function: ATP binding; RNA binding; RNA helicase activity.